Messenger RNA from Pyricularia grisea, 315 nucleotides. RefSeq lists its product as uncharacterized. The record is from RefSeq and is a predicted model, not a curated record. Bases 1 to 315 code for a protein of 104 amino acids. The transcript has a single exon. Lineage: Eukaryota; Fungi; Ascomycota; Sordariomycetes; Magnaporthales; Pyriculariaceae.
AUGCAUUUUUUUACCAUUGUUUUCACUGCGGCAAUUUGUGUUACUGGCGCUAUUGCCGCUCCAACCCCAAAUAACGGCCUCGAUGUGGUUCACGUUGGCCAACUCGAGGCGCGAUCCUCCGACGAGAAUGCUAAAAAGGAGAUGGAAAAGCAGCGUCAAAAGGAGCUGCAAAAGGAGCGUCAAAAGCAGCGAAACGAGGAGUACAAUCAAUUUCUUCGUGAUGAUAGAGAAAUGUGGGACCAGUCAAAGGAGUUUUUGGAUAAUUUGAAGAAACCGGCGCUGGACGAGGAGAAGAGACGCGGCUUUCGCUCUUAA